Dipodomys ordii (Ord's kangaroo rat) is the source of this 2818-nucleotide messenger RNA. RefSeq names its product ER membrane-associated RNA degradation (gene Ermard). Bases 71 to 2140 code for a protein of 689 amino acids. NCBI's taxonomy places the organism in Eukaryota, Metazoa, Chordata, Mammalia, Rodentia, Heteromyidae. The transcript has 17 exons. The record is from RefSeq and is a predicted model, not a curated record.
CCCGCCCGCCCUCCCCGCCGCUUGGACGGUGGCCGGAGUCCUCCUUGGUUCGCUUGUGUCCCCGCUCCAGAUGCUGAGAGCGGAAGCCGUUACCACGUGCCUUUCUCCCUCCGUGCGCGACCUGGUUUGUGAAGUGGGGUCCGAAGUCGGAGGAAAUUGCGAUAUCCACACCAUCGUCACGCCCCAGGGCGAGGUGCUCUGGGAAGCGGUGACGGGCUGCGUGAGCUGUGCGGAGCCAGGGCAAGAUCUUGAUUACUGGGGAAGUGUGCGGCUGCUGGGCCCUGUGUGUGAGGCUGUCCAUCUACAUUUCUUAACCCUGACCAAAGAGCAGUUUGAAAUUCAAUAUAUACCAUGGUUCCAGUGGACACAUUUUCCAGAGUUGUUUCCUGAAAUAUUUGAUGCUUUGGAAAGCCUGCCCUCUCCCACUGUGUGUCUCAGUGUAAUGAAGUUAGCCUCAUGUCUCGAGCGAGCCUUGGGAGAUGUAUUUUUGCUGAUUGGGAAGAAGUGUCCAUUUCUUUUAAGAGAUCUCUUGGCAUCUGAGGAACUUGCUCAAGUCUUUGGGCAUUCUGUGAUGGAUGUACUGAAAGUCUUCAUUGGUUCUCCCCAUGGACUCAACCUGAGAAAUAUCUUAUGGCAUGGGUUUGCCUCACCUCAAGAAAUCCCUCCCAAAUACUGUUCAAUGCUACUCCUGCUGAUAGCAGGACUGGGUCAGCUACUGAAAGAUUUCCUUCAACAGACUGAAGUCACAUUAGCACAUCGACCCUUUGUAACCCUUACAAAUUUAGAGGAUUUGAUUGUUUUUCCCGGUGUUACUUGUGAGAUACUUUCAGUAUUAGAAGAAGUGAUGACAAAAUCUACCUUUAUAUUAAAAAUCAUGUUACCAUAUUGGGAAGUGGCACUGGCCAAGUUCAGAUCACACAGGUUUGCCGAUUGUGCCAUACUGUUGUUAACACAGCUAGAAAUGGGACUUAGGAGAGUUUUUGCUGCAGUUAACCAGUGUCCAGACAGACUCCUGACUGCAGAGUCAAGAACUCUGUAUACCACCUUUGAUGAAAUAUUGGCAAAGCAUUUGAGGGAUGGUAGAGUGAACCAACUUCCUCUUUUCCUUGGAGAACCUGCUAUGGAAUUUCUCUGGGAUUUCCUGAACCAUCAGGAGGGCCCCCGUUUACGAGACCGUUUAAGCCAUGGAGAGAUAAACAUACGUGAGUUUCCAGAAGCAGCAGCAAGCCAGCUCCUUGCAUUUGCUCUUGUGCUCUCCCUCAGAUUCACUGAGGAAGAUGUGCUGUCAAUGUUUAAGGAGGAAGCAGUGGUAAUAUCAUUGAUGCGACUCGCAGAGGGCUAUAGUUCCCGCUGCCAUCCCAUUUUUCAGCUUAAAAAGCAGGUGCUGAGCUGUGAGGAAAACAUCAGGGUUUGGCCUUUGCUGUCUUUACCAGAAGAACUUGGUCUGGAAGCCACCAGAUUGGAAAGUGACUCUGAAACGUGUGCCUGCUACUCUUUAAUUACAAAGAUUGUAUGUGAGCUGUGUCACCACAUGCCUGCACAUCUCUGUGCUGUCAGGGACACAGAUGGUCCUCCCACCUCAACGUGGCCCCAGGUGCUCCGUGGACUCUGCUGCAUACGCAUUCCCACGCUGUUCUGCCCCAGAGUCGUCCUGGAAGUGCUGGCAGUGCUCCGCAGCAUCAGUUCCCAGUGCCAGCGCCUGUCUCGCCAGGUGGAGGCCUCCUUGCAGCUGAGGCACAGGCAGUGGGCGGAGCGGAGCCUGCGCUCCAGGCAGCGGCAGAACUACCUGCACAUGCUCACCAGUACUAGGCUUCUGUCUCCUGUGCUGUACCUGAUUUUGUUGUUCCUUCUGUUGGAAUUGGUCAGCAUUCAUGUCGUCUGUGGUAAAGAUGCUCGUGAAUAUCAGAAAUACCUAAAGUUUUUAAAGUCAGUCUUGCAGUAUGCUGAGAACCUUGUGGUCUACACCAGCCAAGAGAAGAACAAAUGGAAUGAAACUGUCAUUCUUACACAUGCAGCUUUGUUGAAAAUUUGGACUUUUUGUGAGACAAAACAAAUGUUAAUACAUUUAGCCAGGAGAGAGUCCCCAGUGCAACAGCCGUGUGAAAAGACUUGUAAGUCAACUAUGGCCAAAAAACCCUAAGCUGAAAUAGUUGUGAACAACAAGUAUGUUAACAUUGAACAGUGGGAGUGGAUUUCAGGGUCUGAUUGAUCCAGGUUCACGUGGUGCUUUCUGUAUUUGACUUGCCUGUAGGGUUACCCUGAGGCUGAACUCUGGCAGCCAUCAGCUGCAGUAGGUUUCGUUCUGUCUUCUCAUGACAGACCCUGAGGAGUGGCCAACACCUGUCCUUGACAGUGAUCCCUGAUCUGUGUCCGCAUGAGCGGACUGGUGUGGGCGGGUCAUAGCCCAUCCCCACGAGUAGACCAAGGUUGGUGUGUCCACUUCUGGUAGUUGAGCACUGGUGGGCCGCUUCUGAAGGUUGCGUGGGUCGUGAGGCUUAGAUUUAGUGAUUUCCAGGUUUGAUCCAACCCUGAGUGUUGGAGGAGAGGAGGUCAAUGCUCCCAGCUCAGCUUGAGCCAGCCACCAGCUCCCAGGGUCCCUUCCCAGCUGCUUCCACCUUAGUGAAUCUGGGAGGUCCUUUUAUCUGGACCAGAUGCUCCUUCGAGACAGUGUAUGCCCUAGCUGGCGGCAGCAGCUGGGCUCCCAGGAGGCUGUGCUAGCCUGACUGCCUGCACACAUUCAGCAUGCUGGUCCCACCACCGUGCAGACCUUGGCCGGGUGCAGCUGUAGCCCUAGUGCCCUACAUUCUGUAGGUAUCCC